CAACAUCAACAACAAAACCCGCUAACUCCUACCGUGUCGUACUUCCCCAGUUCCAUCUUUUUCGUCCAAACAACCCUCAUCGCCCUUCUUUUUCAGAGGGGCCUCAUCAUCAACAUCAACACCAUCCUUCUGAUCAUCAACCAUCCCUAUGGUCACAACGAAAAAGACAGCAAUAUGGCCCCCCACGUAACCCCCACCACCAAACUGCAAAUCAUCGGCGCCUUCAAACUCCUCCGCUUCCUGCGUAGUCGCCACCAGUUUCCCCCCGGCACCAUCUCCAACAACGACAUCUUCCGCCUCUUCUCCGUCUCCCGCACCACGGGAUACCGCGUCCUCUCGGAAAUCACCGUCUCGCAGGACCUGACGGCUUCCGAACGCGCCGCGCUAGACGCCGAGACGGCCGCCGCCCUCGAAGAAGAGGAAAAUGCCCGCAUCGCAGAGAUCAUCAACAACCCGCGCGAGGAGACGAGGGGACGUAAACGGAAACUAACGGAGCGGGAUGUGGAGGUUAUUGAGCAUUGGUUGGAUCGGAAUGGGGGAAGGGGAGAGGUGAAAUGGAAGGAUGUCCCCGUGGCGGCGGGGUUGGGGGUCAUAUUGGGGAAGGAUGGAAAGGGGGUGGUGAGUGGGGUUACGGUUAAGAGGGCGUUGUCUGCCUGGAGGGAGAGGAAUAGGGAGGUGGAUGUGGAGGAUUGGACGAGGGCGAGGGGGGCGGGGGGGUUGAGAGGGAGUGAGAAGGCGAGGGAACGGUGGGGACGGGUGAGACCUGGGGAGCAACAGGAGGACAAUAGAGGUGGGAAUGGGGAGGUAGAGGGGUUGGGGACGGGGACUGGGGGUGAGAAUGGGAAUGGGAAUGGACAGGAAACGGGAGAAAGGGAAGGGAUGUCGGGUAGUGAAAGUGAGAGUGAGGAUGAGAGUGUGGUGGAGACGGGGGCUGGGCCUUUGGAAGCUGGGACGGCAACGGCGACGGCGAGUGGAAGUGGAAGUGGAAGUGGGAAUGCUGCUAUGGCGCCGCCGGGGACGGUAACGGGAAACGAGGGUGAGAUCAUUAUGAAUGCGACGGGCGAGAAUCAGGCACAGCAGCAGCAAAACACCAAAAAGAGGCGAACGCAAACCGAACCACAAGGUCCCGACCCCAAAUCCCUGUGGAAAAACCGAUGGGAAAUUGAAAGGGCCGCAAAGGAGGCUGAAGCGCGACGUCAGGCGGAGGCUAUGGCUGAGGCUAGAGCACGAGCUAAGGCUCAAGCUGCCAAGGAACGAUAUCGUCUAACGCGUCAGAGGAAACGCCAGCAGCAGAAACUUGAGAGGCAGCAGCAGCAGCAGCAAAGUCAAGCUCAAGCUCAGAACUUACCUCCUCCUCCUACUGCUCCCGUACCACAACAACAACAACAGCAGCAGCAGCAGCAGCAGCACCAAUAUCCACAACAUCCACAACACCCACAACAACAGCAGCAGCAACAGAGACCAUACACAUCAAUGAGCUUCAUCCCUCUACCAACCUACGGACAGCAGCAGCAGCAGCAGCAACAAAACGGAGUCGCAAGUGCAAGUGGCAGUGGCAGUGGUAACGGAACCGGAACCGGAACCGGAAGUGGAAGUGGACCUCCAACAAGUAGUAGUGCAAACCAAACCUUCAACAAUGGGGUUGCUGCUGGAGGAAGUUGGAAUGGAAACGCCAGUGCUGUCGACGGACAACAGAGAACAGUAACUGGUGGUGGUGGAGAGGCGGAGGAUAUCAUGAUGCUGGGGAGACUUUCGGGGGUUUUGAGGUAGGAUACGAUGAUUAUACCGCUUUGGGGUUGUGGUAGACGGGAGGGUCGGGUUUGGGCGAGGGACAGGGUUGGGUCAGGGACAGAGUUAGGUUUAGGGACAGGCCGGCAGCCGUAGCGUGAGCAGGGACAGGAGGGUCCAUUGUAGUAAUUGGGUUUGAAGGAGUGUGGAUUGCUGGAUGCGAUUCUGGUGGUCACUUCACGUAUUUUUUUUCUUUUUUUUUUUUCUCUUCUUUCUUAUCUAUGGUUGGGGGAGAGACACGAAGGAAACGAAAAGGGGGCACACGACCAGUUAUUCUAUGGCUUUUUUGCAUCUAUGAUGGGUAUAUACACGGAACUGCUUGAACUGGUU
Messenger RNA from Neurospora hispaniola, 2118 nucleotides. RefSeq lists its product as uncharacterized. Lineage: Eukaryota; Fungi; Ascomycota; Sordariomycetes; Sordariales; Sordariaceae. Bases 175 to 1770 code for a protein of 531 amino acids. The record is from RefSeq and is a predicted model, not a curated record. The transcript has a single exon.